AUGGCAACGAGAGUAAAGCUCCUAGCGAUAACAUCUAUAGUCGCUGCUUUGUCAUUUAUUGAAUGUGCAGAUGUCCCUAAUUUAAAUCAAGCAUGCUUCCGAUGUCUUUGCCACGUGUAUACUAAUUGUAUGUCAUCAGAUAAUUGCUUUGGUGAUUAUUGUGGUCCAUUCACCAUCUCUAAGGUGUACUGGAAUGAGGCUGGCAAAAUCACGCUGCCAGGUGACGAUCCUGCGAGCGAUAACGCUUGGAGGGAAUGUGCUACCGAUUACAACUGCGCGCAAAAGAUCGUAAAAGGUUAUCUUCAAAAGUUUGCCAAGGACUGCAAUAACGAUGGUGAGAUCAACUGCUUCGAUUACAUGAUGAUUAACAGUAAUGGAGGGUACAAUUGCACCCCGCCGCUCGACAGAACCGAAACCGGCCGAAUGUGGCUUGAAAGGUACGAAGAAUGUCACACAAAACUUAAUUUACUCAACUGA
Danaus chrysippus (African queen) is the source of this 477-nucleotide messenger RNA. The record is from the annotation of a GenBank genome assembly. Lineage: Eukaryota; Metazoa; Arthropoda; Insecta; Lepidoptera; Nymphalidae.